Molecule: messenger RNA, 1566 nt
Organism: Aspergillus luchuensis
Lineage: Eukaryota; Fungi; Ascomycota; Eurotiomycetes; Eurotiales; Aspergillaceae
Product: Zn(II)2Cys6 transcription factor
Exons: 8
Coding region: 1-1566 (521 amino acids)
Biological process (GO): positive regulation of transcription from RNA polymerase II promoter by galactose; DNA-templated transcription
Cellular component (GO): nucleus
Molecular function (GO): zinc ion binding; DNA-binding transcription factor activity, RNA polymerase II-specific; RNA polymerase II cis-regulatory region sequence-specific DNA binding
Source: RefSeq, a predicted model, not a curated record
AUGGCAAAACGGACGAGACUAGCAUCAGAGACACAGGAGCUUCGGGCAUGUGUGGAGUGCCGGGUGGCUAAGACAGUUCUGACAUGCUCCAAGCGACGAAAGAGCAAGUGUUCUGGAACAGCUCCAUGCUCUUACUGCUCGAGGACUCAAAAACGAUGUCGCUUCGAGCGUGUACCAUCACGGACACCGUUGACUCGCAAGAACCUUGAAGAGAAGGAGCAGCUUUGUGAGAAGUUGAUGACCCUUGUCCGAAACUUGGGUCCGAACAUCGACAUCGAAGAAGCACUGAAAGAAUUAGCAGGGGCCGGACAGGGGCAUGAUACCAAUGAAACCGACCACAACAGCUUGCUAGGUGUAAGCCCUGGUGCGAAGAGUCCCACCCCAUUAGAGAACUUUGAAUGGAACGAGGAUCUAAUGACCCCGUCUAAUCCGCCAAACAAGUCUCUCGAUGGAAUGGCAUCACUGCCAACCGAAGGGUCCGGAUCCGGUUACUUAGGAAACUCAUCUGGGUCAUGUAUACUGGAAACCAUCUCAGAUUUACUACCCAAGCAUCCUGCUCCUUUGGUUACCCGAAGGGGACAACACCCUGCAAACUCGACCAUGUUAGCGAGUCCGCACAUUCUGAGGGAACUUGAUAACUCUAUCCUCACGGACUCUCUAAUGGACGCCUAUUUCGGGUGGUAUAACAAAUCAUUUCCCAUUCUACAUGAAAAGACGUUCAGAGAGAAGUACCAGAACCGCCAUCAUACCCCACCUCACUCCACAUGGCACUUGAUUUUCUAUGUCGUUCUGGCAAUCGGUGACUGGGUGAUAUCCGGUGGCUCCAAAGUAGAGGAGUCCAGAUUUUACAUGGCUGCACGAUCGCGUAUGUCAAUAAGUCUGCUGGAGUCGGGUGCACUUCUCACAGUUCAAGCGUUCCUCUUGAUGGGGAAUUUUCUCCAAAAACGGGAUCGACCAAAUACCGGAUACAACUUCAUUGGAAUAGCAUAUCGAAUGGCUCUUGGACUGGGCCUCCAUCGUGAACCAAUGAGGGAAUCGACACACGACACCUUGAGUAGCGAAAGAAGAAGAGUCGUGUGGUGGAUUGUUUACUCAUUUGACAGCGGAUUUAGUCUGACUACAGGAAGGCCCCUGAUGUUGUCGGACUGUUUCAUCGAAACCCAACUCCCUCGCAAUAUCGAAGACUCGACUUACCCAUUAGAUUCUAUAGUCCCACUCCCCAUCGACAAACCAACUACAUAUUCCGCGAUAAUAGCACAGGCUCAAUUAUCACGCAUCGGAAACACCGUAUUCUGUAACGUGAUAGCAGGUCCAAAGAAGGAUCUAGAUAUGAAGACCCCACGAUCACUCGAUCAUCAGCUCAAGGCCUGGAGACUCUCACUGCCGCUCUACUUCACGGCCCAUGAUGUUCCAACAUGGUUCCGCGGACCUCGAGCAAUAGUCAGCUGGAAGGAACAAAACCUGCGAAUGAUGCUAUGGUGGGGAACUCAGCGUAUAUGCGGUUCUCCGUCAGACAGCGAAGAAGCCCGAAACAUGUGCCACUAUGCCGCCGUAGAGUGUAUCUAG